Caenorhabditis remanei is the source of this 738-nucleotide messenger RNA. RefSeq lists its product as uncharacterized. Lineage: Eukaryota; Metazoa; Nematoda; Chromadorea; Rhabditida; Rhabditidae. The transcript is spliced from 5 exons. Bases 1 to 738 code for a protein of 245 amino acids. The record is from RefSeq and is a predicted model, not a curated record.
AUGUUGUCCAACAGGACACCUUCUCUUGAUGAGAAGCGUCAAAAUGACUACAAAGAGAAGCUCUCAAGAAAAAUGAGCACAUUUAUGGAGUUUUCAGAAAACGACCCGGAGGUCGAUGACGUCAUUAGAAUGAUCAGAAGAAAUCUGCCACUGUCGGAUCCGCUCCCACAAGCUUUGUACAACAAACUACAUUCAAUGGAAGGAAAUGCUCUUCUCAAAAUUGCCGUUCUUGAGAAGGAAAUCUCGCCGUACGUUGAAUACUUCUGUGCUUUGAAAUGCACCUACCACAAAGUGCCAGAACCGACCAAUGGAACUACCAGUUUUGGUUCCUUCGCCACAUACUACCUCGAUUGUAUCACUCGUACUCCGACUGAUUGGGAGAACAAACUGAGAACUUUGAAGGCUACACUCAACACCAAAUCAAGUGCUGAAUAUCGCGAGAGAACACUCUCCAAGACGAAGGUAUGUACAAUUCCAGUGAAGCAGUCGACCACGGAGAUGAAACGUAACCCCCAGCUUGCUGCUGUUGCUGCUCAAACUUUGGGUGUUCAGAUUGUAGGCGCACCUGUCUUAAGUGACACUCCGAAGAACCCAGUCACACCAAAGCAAACUGGAAGUAAGGUGCCAAAAGUCAAGAAAGAUCCAAAGCAGCCAGCAAAACCGAAGCCAAAGAAACGUGCACCAAUGAUGGCUAAGUGCUUGAAAAUGUGUAGACCACGAGCAUUUCUACUCGAGUAA